Molecule: messenger RNA, 1623 nt
Organism: Miscanthus lutarioriparius
Lineage: Eukaryota; Viridiplantae; Streptophyta; Magnoliopsida; Poales; Poaceae
Source: the annotation of a GenBank genome assembly
AUGGAUCCCAACACCAAGCUCAUCCUCGAUGAACUCCGAUCCGUGCAGUCGAACCUCACCGCCCGCAUGGAUUUCGUGGAGAACUCCGUCGGCAAGCGCGUCGCCUCUCCGGACGACACCGUCAAGGCGUUCGACACUUGGCGCCCGAAGCUGGAUGCGACCGUGGAGGAAUUGCGUGCUGAGGUGCACGUGAUUCGGAAGACGGACGAGAAGGUGGAGACGUUGCGGGAAGAGAUGACCGCUCUACGCAAGUUCGUGAGCCACUCCGUCCUCAACGCCGCGCCGGCCAUGCCAACCGGUGUCCUGUCACCGCCUCCAAAGGUGUCCACGGCGAUGAUUCCCGCCAGUUGGACCAAAUUCAGCCCGAUAGGGCACCGUGAGGAAUCAGGCCACCAGGGAUUUGAGUAUCCAACUCAGUCCCCAGUUAAGGGUACGCUCACUCCACCCAAUCCUGACCCUAAACCCAAGCUCCUUCGCUGUUACUCUGGAUCAGCUCUCAUGGCGGGUGUUCCCAGUGGAUCGGGUGGGGGUGAUGGCUUUCCGCGUCGCACUUGGCAUGGGAAUGGGGUUCCUGAUGGCAAUUGGCAUAGGGAGGGAACUCACGAACACAUACCCAAAAUGAAUUUCCCACCAUUUGAUGCCGAGAACCCAAAAUUGUGGCUAGGCAGCAGCAUCGGCACGGGCGCACGAAAGGGCAGUGGUCCAGCACGGGAAUGGAGGAACGAUGCUCUAGGCGCAGCGGCGGCACGUGCACGUGAGGAGGAAAAAGGCGUGGGCCAGGGCACACACUGUGGCCACGCGCGGCCGCGACAGGAUGAUGAUGCACCACAGUGCGUGGCUAUUUCUAUGGCAGCAUCUGGUAAUGCUCGACCUGCUCGUGCUAUUCAGUUUUUGGGCACUGUGCGGGGACAUCAGGCUCGGAUUUUGGUGGACUCCGGUAGCACUCACACUUUUGUCAGUCAAUCUCUGGCCUCUCAGUUAUCUGGAGUUUCUACUUUCAGUCCUGCUCUCCAUGUUAUAGUGGCUUAUGGCUCUCAGUUGCUCUGUUGUUCCCAUAUUGAACGGUUGUCUUGGUCGGUUCAGCAAUGUGAAUUUGUCUCUGCAGCCAAGAUUUUACCUCUAACAUCUUAUGAGUUGAUUGUUGGAAUGGACUGGCUGGCUUCUUGCAGUCCAAUGCAAGUGGAUUGGCACCACAAAUGGCUUUUAAUUCCUUAUGGUCAAGGCCACCGUUUCUUGCAAGGUGAGCUGAUGAUUCUACCUACUGGUUCUGUCAUUCAGCAUCUGAACCGCGCUAAACAGCGUAUGAAGAAGCAAGCUGAUGAGCACCGGUCAGAACGUCAGUUCCAGAUUGGUGAUAUGGUCUUCGUCAAGAUCCAGCCAUACGUGCAAUCAUCCUUAGCACAGCGCAGUAAUCAGAAACUUGCAUUCAAAUUCUUUGGACCCUAUCGUAUUCUGGCUCGAGUGGGAUCCGUGGCUUACAGGCUUGAGCUUCCGGCUUCUUCUUCGGUGCACCCGGUGUUCCAUGUUUCACAGCUUAAGAAGUCGGUGGGAGCUCACCAUUCUGUCACCCAUCAUCCGCCUUCUGAUGCAGUACUCUGGAGUGUUUCCGAGCAAAUUCUUUAG